Messenger RNA from Vespa mandarinia (Asian giant hornet), 1585 nucleotides. RefSeq names its product aurora kinase C. Gene Ontology annotation, biological process: protein phosphorylation. Lineage: Eukaryota; Metazoa; Arthropoda; Insecta; Hymenoptera; Vespidae. Gene Ontology annotation, molecular function: ATP binding; protein kinase activity. The record is from RefSeq and is a predicted model, not a curated record.
GAUUUGAAACGUCUGCAGAAGCAUUUCUAAGCUAAGGAAGGUUGGAUCGUGACCAAGAAUUUGUGAAUAUUGUGAGUUGAUGCAAACAACUGAAUAAGUGUUUAAAUUAAUAAACGUUGGAAACACUUAAAACGUUGAUGUUUAAUUAUUUGAAAUGAUGUUUUUCAUAAAAAAUUUGUUUUGAACUUGUCACAUUGCUUUAAAAGUAUCUACCUUUUGUACAAGUUUCAUUUAAUCUGUAGGAUAUUCUAUUUUGUUUGGAUAACUUAUUCUUUUAUUAAGUACUAGUUUUUAAGGAUGCUGAAAGGAAAAGAAAAUAUUCUUCAAGCUAAUACAACUGCUUCUCAAUUUGAUCCUAAAUUACAAGUUAAUAAUUUCAAAAAAUUGAGAAUUGCAAGCACAAAUUCUGUAUUAGCGGAUGUCAACAAUCAAGGAAGUAAAAAAAACGAGACUAGGAUUGUACAAAAUAAUAAAACUGAUUCGUCUAAUUGUACAACGAAGAAUAAUCAAAAUAAUUUUUCUAAACAAUCGCCUAAAAUAUCGCCUUCUUCGUCUAAAUCAACGGAAUCAAAGAUUCAAGAUAAUUUUAAUAAUGCUUCCAAUAAUGACAAAAAGGAUGUUGUGACUAUAGAAAAUACAGAACAGAACGAUGUGAAUAACAAAAAGAGCAAAAAGAAAUGGGUAUUAACGGAUUUUGAUAUUGGACGUCCUCUUGGUAAAGGGAAAUUUGGAAAUGUCUAUCUUGCUAGAGAAAAAAAGUCUAAAUUUAUUAUAGCCAUGAAAGUACUUUUCAAAGCGCAAAUACAAAAGCAAGGAGUUGAAGAUCAAGUUAUGUUAUAUCAAGUGCAAAGGGAAAUUGAGAUACAAACUCACUUAAGACAUCCUAAUAUCCUACGUAUGUACGGCUAUUUUCAUGAUGAAAAAAGAGUGUAUUUGAUAUUAGAAUAUGCUCCAAAAGGUGAAUUGUAUAAAGAAUUGAAUGCACAGCCCGACAAACGUUUUGACGAAGUUAGAACGGCUACGUAUAUGUCGCAAUUAGCAGAUGCAUUAAAAUAUUGUCAUAGUAAAAAAGUAAUACAUCGUGAUAUAAAGCCAGAAAAUUUAUUGCUUGGUCUAAAAGGUGAAUUAAAAAUGGCUGAUUUUGGUUGGUCCGUUCAUGCACCUUCGUCGAGACGAGAAACUUUAUGCGGUACUCUUGAUUAUUUACCACCAGAAAUGGUAAUGGGAAAGACAUAUAAUCACACUGUAGACUUAUGGAGCGUUGGUGUACUAUGUUACGAAUGUUUAGUCGGUUCUCCACCAUUCCUUGCACCAACUUACGAAGAAACGUAUGUUAGAAUUAAAAAGGCACAGUAUAAAUUUCCUGAUUUUGUUAGCGAAGGCGCGAGAGACUUAAUUUCAAAGUUACUAAUCGUAAAUCCAGAUAAAAGACUGCCAUUAGAAGAUGUUUUAACUCAUCCUUGGAUAAUGAAAAAUCGCACAACGGAGCCCCAUGUGCAGUGAUAAAUGUUAUAUUAUUUUUAUCUUCUAGACUGUCGCUGUAUUUAAUAAUCUAGUAAAUGACGGUUGAUUUUUCGUGAUUUAA